AUGAAAAGAAAUCUCGAAGCCGAAGCCGCUGUUCACGACGCCCUGCGAGAGUUACCCGAGAAGGUCCGGAAGAUACAAGAAGGAGAGGAACAGCCGGAGGAUUCCCCGGAGCCUGCUUUCAUCAGUCCUAGCACAGAGCGCCCCAACCGGGAAGCCCAGUUAUAUGAUAGACAAUUGAGGCUAUGGCAGAGCUCAGGCCAAAAACGGAUCGGAAAGGCAGCAGUGAAGAUAUGUGAUUGUUCGGCUACAUCAUCACAGAUCGCCAAGAAUUUGAUUUUAUCAGGAGUAAAAUGUCUAGACAUGUUUGACGAUCAACAAGUCCGAAAAGCAGACAUAGGCCAUCACUUUUUCUUGGACCAAGAAAGCUUGGGUCGAAAUCGAUCGAAAGAAUGCUGCCGGUUGCUUGGCGAACUACCCCCACCUUAUAAAGGAGCUGACUACAACGAAGAACUGCUCGACGCGAAUUACUUCGAGGGAUUUGACGAUUUACAAGGAUUCGACGGCUGGCAAGCACACAUCUGCGUCCGAUUGAUCAGCGAUCAUGAAGAGGUGACCAGUAGGUACUGCUGGGACUUCAACGUACCCACGAUAUUGGUCCAGACUUGCGGCUUGGUUGCAAUGAUCCGGACCCAUAUUCGAGAGAAAGCUGUGAUCCCAACCGAUUCAAACUCUUCUUCUAUCGAUCUGCGCCUCGAUUGUCCCUUUCCAUCAUUAUCCGAAUUUGUAAACUCAUUCGAGAUGGACAAGAUGGACAAUCGUGACCAUGCUCACAUCCCAGCGGUUGUGAUCGUCAUCCACUUUUUAGACAUCUUCAAAUCAAAACAUCACGGGAAUUUGCCUGCAACCCCCGCUGAACGGGAUGAGCUGAAGGAAAUGAUCUUGGCCGAGAAGAGAAAUGCCGAUGAAGAAAACUUCGAUGAAGCGGUUGAGAUGAUUUGGAAAGCCUGUCAACCAACCAAAGUGCCCGAACACAUUGAAGAAUUAUUCAAGAAUCCUCAUUGUGAUAAAAUACCCUGGUUUGACGGCAGAUUUUGGCUACUAGUGAAAAGUUUACAAGCAUUUGUAAAGCAGAAUGCCAACCACCACUUGCCUUUGCCCGGAGUCCUUCCGGACAUGAAGUCCGAUACGAAAAACUAUACCAAGUUGCAAUCAAUAUAUCGCCAACAAGCUUCGGAAGACUUAGAAACAUUCAACAACAUUAUGCGAGACACCAGACAAUCAAUUCGGGAAGAAUCUACAGAAUUCGAGGAGAAUAUAACGCGUUACGGAUAUGCCGAAGAACCGAAGGAUCUGAUCCCCAAGUUUACGAAAGAGUGCGAGCCUGGGAAUGUCGAAUAUGUCGUACAUUGGUACUUGGCAUUCGCAGCCCUGUCUGCCUACAGAUCAGUGAACAUGGGUGAAUAUCCUGGGAUGCGGAAAGGACAAGAACAAGAAGAUUUCGAUAGACUUUCAAAGUUUGCACUCGGUUGGUUAAAACAUCGCGGAUGGGUUAACCUGGGUGAUGAUGAGAAUAAAGUGCCGGGAAAACUGGAGAAAGUAUUGAAGGAAAUGAUCCGGUCCGCUGGAAGUGAAUUACCUCAUAUUGCGAGCUUGGUGGGAGGAUUGGUUGCUCAAGAAGUCAUCAAACUGACUACGGGACAGUACAUACCCAUGAACGGGAUUUGUAUCUUCGAUGGUUAUAGAUCUACCACCGGAAUUCUAGAGUUCUAG
Messenger RNA from Puccinia triticina, 1710 nucleotides. RefSeq lists its product as uncharacterized. Gene Ontology annotation, biological process: protein neddylation. Gene Ontology annotation, cellular component: cytoplasm. NCBI's taxonomy places the organism in Eukaryota, Fungi, Basidiomycota, Pucciniomycetes, Pucciniales, Pucciniaceae. Gene Ontology annotation, molecular function: NEDD8 activating enzyme activity. The transcript is spliced from 10 exons. The coding region runs from base 1 to 1710 and encodes 569 amino acids. The record is from RefSeq and is a predicted model, not a curated record.